CCUCCUCCAGCACCACUCUGACAUCUCUCAGCGAGCGAGUACAAUCAAGGCCUGACUCCGGGCAUAUUCUUCAUGAAAUCUAGGCACGGAUAAACAACGGCUUCAUAUUGGGGGUUAUCAGAAACAUUUGGUAGGGUUAGGAUAUCUGUAGGGAGGCGUCACCUCUAGAGCAAGAUGUUAGAUCCGUCGUCCAGCGAGGAGGAAUCUGACGGGAUAGUGGAGGAGGAAAGCAAAGAGGCGAUGGCACCUCAGGCCGGAUCCCGCAUCUCUCCCAGCAGGACCAGCGAGAGCUCGGGUGGACUGGCACCCAGCAGCAGCCGCAGCAGCGCCCGUCCGACCAGCCCGAGCCCGUCAGCCGCCAGCGAGGAGAAAGAGGACCUGGAGAAGCUGCAGAGGGAAGAAGAAGACCGUAAAAAGAAGCUGCAGUUGUAUGUUUUUGUGAUGCGGUGCGUCGCUUACCCAUUCAAUGCAAAACAGCCCACAGAUAUGGCAAGGCGACAGCAGAAGAUAACCAAGCAGCAGCUUCAGCAGACCAAGGACCGUUUCCAGGCCUUCCUCAAUGGAGAUACUCAGAUUGUGGCUGAUGAGGCAUUCAUCAAUGCUGUGCAGAGCUACAAUGAGGUGUUCCUGAAGAGUGACCGUGUGGCUAAGAUGGUCCAGAGCGGCGGCUUCUCGGCCACUGAUUUCAGGGACGUGUUCAAGAGGCACAUCGAGAAGCGUGUGCGCAGCCUUCCAGAGAUCGACGGUCUGAGCAAGGAGACGGUGCUCAGCUCCUGGAUGGCCAAGUUUGACACCAUCUACCGUGGCGACGAGGAUCCACGCAAGGCGCAGCAACGCAUGACCGCCAGCGCAGCCUCUGAGCUGAUCCUCAGCAAGGACCAGCUGUACGAGAUGUUCCAGAAUAUCCUCGGCAUCAAGAAGUUUGAGCACCAGCUGCUUUAUCAAGCCUGUCAGUUGGACAACCUGGAUGAGCAGGCUGCACAGAUCAGGAGAGAGCUUGAUGGCCGUCUUCAGAUGGCAGACCAGAUUGCAAGGGGCGGUAAGUUCCCCAAAUUUGUGUCAAAAGAGAUGGAGGCCAUGUUUAUCGAGGAGCUCAAGUCCUCAGUGAAUCAGCUGAUGGCCAAUCUGGAGAGCAUGCCAGUGUCAAAGGGAGGGGAAUUCAAACUCCAGAAGCUGAAACGGGGACACAAUACCUCCAUCAUCGACAUGGGCCAGGAGGACGAGAACCAGCUGUCCAAAUCCGAUGUGGUUCUGUCCUUCACUUUGGAGGUGGUGAUCAUGGAAGUGCAGGGGCUGAAGUCUCUGGCUCCGAACAGGAUUGUCUACUGCACCAUGGAGGUAGAGGGAGGCGAGAAACUCCAGACCGACCAAGCAGAAGCAUCCAAGCCAACCUGGGGGACCCAAGGGGACUUCACCACCACACACCCUCUCCCUGCUGUCAAAGUGAAGCUGUUUACAGAGAGCACAGGGGUGCUGGCACUGGAGGACAAAGAACUGGGCAGGGUUGUCCUCCACCCAACUCCUAACAGCCCCAAGCAAUCCGAGCUCCAUAAGAUGACCGUGACCAAGGCGUGCCCGGACCAAGAUCUGAAGAUCAAACUGGCUAUACGAAUGGACAAACCACAGAACAUGAAACACUGCGGGUAUCUGUGGGCUUUUGGGAAGAAUGUUUGGAAGCGCUGGAAGAAGCGUUUCUUUGUCCUUGUGCAGGUGAGUCAGUAUACGUUUGCCAUGUGCAGCUACAGAGAGAAAAAGUCAGAACCGCAGGAGCUUCUCCAGCUGGACGGGUAUACUGUGGACUACAGUGACCCUCAGCCAGGCUUGGAUGGCGGCAGGGCUUUCUUCAAUGCAGUAAAGGAAGGUGACACUGUGAUCUUUGCCAGCGAUGAUGAGCAGGACCGCAUCCUGUGGGUCCAGGCCAUGUAUCGUGCCACCGGCCAGUCUCAUAAGCCUGUCCCACCCACUCAGGUCCAGAAACUCAACUCCAAAGGGGGUGCCUCGGCCCAAAUGGACGCUCCCAUUUCUCAGUUCUCUGGACUCAAGGACGCUGACAGAGCUCAGAAACAUGGCAUGGAUGAGUUUAUCUCCGCUAACCCCUGUAGCUUUGACCACGCCUCACUUUUUGAGAUGUUGCAGCGACUCACGUUGGACCACAGGCUCAAUGACACCUUCUGCUGCCUGGGAUGGUUUAGCCCGGGCCAAGUGUUUGUGUUGGAUGAGUACUGUGCCAGGAAUGGAGUUCGAGGUUGUCACAGACAUCUGUGUUACCUGCGCGAUCUACUGGAAAGAGCAGAGAGUGGGGCUAUUAUUGACCCCACUCUUCUUCACUACAGCUUCGCUUUUUGUGCCUCCCAUGUCCAUGGGAACAGGCCAGACGGGCUGAGCACAGUGAAAGUGGACGAGAAGGAGCGCUUCGAAGACAUCAAGGAGCGGUUGCGUGUGAUAUUGGAAAACCAUAUUGUAAAUUUCAGAUAUUGUUUCCCCUUCGGUCGUCCAGAGGGAGCACUGAAGGCCACCUUAUCUUUGCUGGAGAGGGUCUUGAUGAAGGACAUUGUGACCCCAGUUCCACCAGAAGAAGUUAAAGGCGUGAUCCGCAAAUGUUUGGAGCAGGCCGCUCAGCUCAACUACGAGCGGAUUAAAGAAUAUGCUAAAAUUGAAGGAAAAAAGAGGGAAAUGUAUGAGCACCCUGUCUUCUGCUUGGCGUCUCAAGUGAUGGAUUUAACCAUCCAGAACGUAGGCCGCUUAGUCACGCCUGCCAAAAAGCUGGAGGAAACAAUUCGCCUGGCGGAGUUAGUCAUAGAGGUCCUCCAGCAGAACCAGGAACACCAUGCGGAGGCGGCAGUCACAAGUUCUGGAGAUCAAUCGGGAAAAGAGGCAUUUGCAUGGUGGACAGACCUCAUGGUGGAGCAUGCAGAGAACUUCCUGGCCCUCUAUGCCAUCGACAUGGAUGCCGCUCUGGAGAUCCAGUCCCCUGAGAGCUGGGACAGCUUCCCCCUCUUCCAGCUGCUGAACGACUUCCUCCGGACAGACUAUCAUCUGUGCAAUGGAAAGUUCCACAAACACCUCCAGGAUCUGUAUGCUCCUCUGGUGGUUAGAUAUGUGGAUCUGAUGGAGUCCUCCAUCGCACAGUCAAUUCACAAGGGUUUUGAUCGAGAGUCCUGGGAGCCUGUAAAGAGUUUAACAAGUAAUCUGCCCAAUGUGAAUCUACCAAAUGUGAACCUCCAAAUUCCCAAAGUACCAAAUCUGCCAGUGCCAGUAGCAGGACUAUCAGUUAACCUUCCACAAAUGCCUAGCUUUUCUACCCCGUCAUGGAUGGCUGCUAUAUAUGACUCUGAUAACGGCUCCGGGACGUCGGAGGACCUUUUCUGGAAGCUGGAUGCCCUCCAGACCUUCAUCAGGGACCUGCACUGGCCUGAGGAUGAGUUUGCCAAACACCUCGAGAGUCGCAUCCAGCUCAUGUCGAGCAACAUGAUUGAGAACUGCGUCAAGCGCACUAGGAUGGCAUUUGAGUCCAAGCUGACAAAGAGCAGCAAGUCCACAGAUUUCCGCAUUUCUCCAACAUUAUGCACCAUGUUCAAUGUGAUGGUGGAUGCCAAGGACCAAUCGGCUAAACUAUGCGCAAUGGAAAUGGGACAAGAGAAACAAUACCACACCCAAAUAGACGAGCUGAUUGAGGAAAGUGUGAAAGACAUGAUCCAGCUUCUGGUUGCAAAGUUUGUUGCCAUUCUGGAGGGUGUGUUGGCUAAGAUUUCCAGAUAUGAUGAAGGCACUCUCUUCUCUUCAUUCCUCUCAUUCACGGUGAAAGCUGCCUCUAAAUAUGUGGAUGUACCUAAACCUGGAAUGGACGUGGCAGACGGCUAUGUGACCUUUGUGCGCCACUCUCAGGAUAUGCUUCGUGAUAAGGUCAAUGAGGAGGUGUAUAUAGAAAGGUUAUUUGAUCAAUGGUACACUGCCACCAUGAACCUGCUGGGGACCUGGCUCACUGAACGCAUGGAUCAGCAGCUCCACGUCUACCAACUAAAAAUCCUCAUCAGGAUCACAAAGAAAAAGUACCGGGACUUCCGCCUGCAGGGCGUCCUUGACUCCACCCUGAACAGUAAGAUGUAUGACACGGUGCGCAACAGGCUGACCGUGGAGGAGGCCACUGCUUCAGUGAGGGAAGGAGGCAUGCAGGGCAUCUCCAUGAAGGACAGUGAUGAGGAGGAUGAAGAGGAUGACUAGAGCCCGUACACUGACCCCCCCGAACCCCCUUACCC
Plectropomus leopardus (leopard coralgrouper) is the source of this 4256-nucleotide messenger RNA. The record is from RefSeq and is a predicted model, not a curated record. Lineage: Eukaryota; Metazoa; Chordata; Actinopteri; Perciformes; Serranidae.